AUGUCGGGAUCCUUUUGGAAGUUCAGCAACGGGUUCACGUCACUUUCGAAUAUCACAACCUUACUUGAAAAUUAUAACCUGAAUCAAGAGCAAAAUGAUACCCUGUCGGUGGAUACAAACAAGGGAGAAGACGAACAACGCGAGGUACUUGUAAAGUUGUUGGAUGAAAAUGAUUUACUACAGGAGCUUUUGUCGAAUAAUCCCAUGUUGUUGGAGUUUUUGAGAAACGAGCAUGUUUUGACUAUGUUGGUGGAUAUUGUCAUAUCCAAUGACUUCGAAGUGCGCGACAUUGAAGACAAGGAAGAAAGGAAAGAAGAUUUAGUGAAAUCAACAAGUAAUAAGGCAGACACACCGAAAGAGGGAAAUGAAAAAGAUUCGUCUAAGAACGAUACAAAGGACGAUGACGAGGAGCCCACCCCCAAAGUCUCUGGUGAUUUUGAUGAUCUGGAUGACCAAGAUGAGGAAGGUGAGGAAGAGCUGCCUGAGGAAAGAUUCAGACGAAGGGCAACGUUGGCAUCAGAAGUUCUUAGCGCUGAUGUGUGGUCCUUGACUGAUACAGUAAUGGAGUCUACUGAAAAUCUCAACAAGUUGUGGAGUGUAUUAGAUACUAAAGAUGCACUAGAUAUUCACGUAUCAACUCACUUUAUGAAAAUUAUGGAGCAUUUACUAGACAUGAAAUGUGACGAAAUGAUAACUUAUCUAAUAGACAAUCAACCAAAUUUAGUGGAAAAAUUCAUCAACCAUUUGUCUAAUCCUCCGUUAAUGGAUUUCUUGUUAAAAUUGAUAUCCACUGACAAACCUGAUAACUCAACAGGUAUAAUAGAAUUUUUGCAAAAUCAAGACCUAAUCACCCAUUUGAUAAAUGCAUUGGACGUGUUAGAUGUUCCUGAAAGUAAUGACGUAGAGGAAGGUGGUAAAAGUCAUGAGUUACUAUUGAUCGAACAGAGUUCAGCCGCGGAUUUUCUCAAAGCCCUAAUAACAAUUUCAGCAAACUCAACCGCCGAUAAUUCAACUAUUGGCCCAAAUGAGCUUACAAGAGAGCUUGUUUCAAAAGAGCAAAUGACAAGGUUGUGUGAAAUCAUGCUUAAAGGUGGGUAUGCCUUGGCUAACGGUGUGGGUAUUAUCAUUGAAAUCAUCAGAAAGAAUAACUCAGACUAUGAUAUUUUACCGGUAUUGUAUAUCACAUUGGAGAGCCAUCCGCCAACUGGAAGAGAUCCAAUCUACCUUGGCCAUUUGUUGAGAGUGUUUGGCGAACGAAUUCUGGAUUUUAAUGAAUUGUUGAUCAAAGAGCACACUGAUUCCAAAUUGAGAACGCCGUUUGGUGUCAUUCAACCAUUGGGGUUUGAACGAUUCAAGAUUUGUGAAUUGAUUGCUGAGUUGUUGCAUUGCUCUAAUAUGGCAUUGUUAAAUGAUAAUAAAGGUUUUGAUGUUGUAAAAGAGCGGGAUGAAUUACGGAAUAAAAUGAAGGAGUACGAUCCAAUCAGUUUUAAGUAUAAUGAGGCUAUUACGUUGCCACAUGAUGACGAUGACAACGAAGCAAAGAAUGACGUUGAUGACACUAGUAACUCAAUCAAGGACGACACCAUUGAUGAAUUUAAUAAACAAGAAGAUGCUCUUGACGAAGAUGAACCACAUGCCAAUUCAAACUUGACUGAGGAACAAAUCAGGGCUAAUCCGGUGGUGGGCGAUUUUUUGAAAAUUGCUUUGUUUGACACCCAAAUCAUUUCUAAUAUUUUAUCCAUGUUUUUCCGUUUCCCUUGGAAUAACUUUUUGCACAAUGUUGUUUUUGAUGUGGUGCAACAAGUCUUGAAUGGGUCUAUGGAUAUUGGAUUCAAUAAAUUUUUGGCAAUUGAUUUGUUUCAUCUGGCUGAUAUCACCAACAAGAUCAUUGAAGGUCAAAGACUAUGUUCUGAUUACGAAACGAGCCAUAAUGGUUUGAGAUUGGGAUUUAUGGGUCAUUUGACUUUAAUCGCGGAAGAGGUUGUUAAGUUUGUUCAAUUGUUUCCGUCCAACACAUUGAGCGAGUACAUUAAUGAAAAGAUUGAGAGUGAUGUAUGGGAAGAUUAUGUCAGUAAUGUUUUGUACGAUACUCGAGAAAAGUAUAAUGCCAUUUUAGGUGGAAAUGAAGAUGAAGAUGACAAGGAUGAAGAGGAGGAUAACACGACUUUUGAUGAAGGGUUAGGUGAAAUUAUUGAGGAGGUAAAGACGGGUUUAGUAUUUCAUGAUGAUGAGGAGAGAGAAGUUGAAGAAUCUCACGAAGAGGAUGCGGGUCGACAUGAGGAAGAAGAAGAAGAGGAGGAGGAUGAGGAGGAGGAGCCAGAAGAGAAAAACGACGCAAAUAAUGCGGGAAGCAAUAAGAAGGAUUUGUUGGAUAGUGACGAGUCAGAAUCUGAUGAAGAUGACCAUUUCUCAAACUACAUGUCACAACAACUUGCCAAUUCCUCAAACACUGCAAAUCAAGAGCGUGAAGAGAGUUCAAGUGAAGAUGAUGAGGAGCAUAUUGUGAAUGAAGACGACGCUGAUGACUAUAUAGAUCCUAAUGACGAUGGUAUGUCUUACAAAAAAUCCAAUCCAUUAUAUGACAGCAAGGGUGAAUUGAAAAAUGCUCAUCCUGAGUUUGAUAAAGAUGUGGUGGAUGAUGAUUCAGAUUCCAGUUCAAACUCAAGCUCAGAUGACGAACUUGACGUCGAUGCCCCUGAAUUGACCAGGUCUGCAAGCAAGAACUAG
Molecule: messenger RNA, 2727 nt
Organism: Lodderomyces parapsilosis
Lineage: Eukaryota; Fungi; Ascomycota; Pichiomycetes; Serinales; Debaryomycetaceae
Exons: 1
Coding region: 1-2727 (908 amino acids)
Cellular component (GO): nucleus; cytosol
Molecular function (GO): protein phosphatase regulator activity; protein phosphatase binding
Source: RefSeq, a predicted model, not a curated record